Molecule: messenger RNA, 1349 nt
Organism: Pipistrellus kuhlii (Kuhl's pipistrelle)
Lineage: Eukaryota; Metazoa; Chordata; Mammalia; Chiroptera; Vespertilionidae
Gene: CUNH11orf96
Product: chromosome unknown C11orf96 homolog
Exons: 1
Coding region: 40-762 (240 amino acids)
Source: RefSeq, a predicted model, not a curated record
GCGGCGCCAGGCGGAGGGCGCGGGGCGCGCACGCUGUAAAUGGCAUCGGCUGUCAUCCGCGCCGGCCGUGUGGGCAGGAGCCGCUAUAUAAGCGGCGGCGGACGCCGCGGGGCAGACGCGCGGAAGCGGCCGGCGCCUCGGAUCGCAGCGGCGGAGCAGCGGCGCCCCCCGCGCCGCGUGUCCCCGACGGGCCCUCGCCCGCCCUCCCGAGCCGCGCCGCCCCGGGCCCGCCAGGGCCGCCGCCGCCCCGCAGCAGAUUUGGAUCCGCCGCCCGGCGAGCCCCAGGCGGCUGCCUCCCGGGGGGCCCCGGCGGCGCAGCGGCCGCUCCCCGACAGCCCCGCCGCCGCCCCGCCGCCGCCGCCGGGCCCCGAGGACGCCGCCGGCAGCGCCAUGGCGGCCGCCAAGCCCGGCGAGCUGAUGGGCAUCUGCUCCAGCUACCAGGCGGUGAUGCCCCACUUCGUGUGCCUGGCCGACGCGUUCCCGCAGCCCGUGCGGCCCGCCAAGCUGCCCAAGGGCAAGGGCCGGCUGCGGCGGCCGCGCCAGUCCCGCUUCAAGACGCAGCCGGUGACCUUCGACGAGAUCCAGGAGGUGGAAGAGGAGGGGGUGUCGCCCAUGGAGGAGGAGAAGGCCAAGAAGUCCUUCCUGCAGAGCCUGGAGUGCCUGCGCCGCAGCACGCAGAGCCUGUCGCUGCAGCGCGAGCAGCUCGGCAGCUGCAAACUGAGGAACAGCCUGGACUCCAGCGACUCCGACUCGGCCCUGUGAGGCCGCCGCCUCCGGGGUCCGCCGGGGACCAGCGUGCGAACCCCGGGAGGGCCCGCGCCCUGGGAACCCCUGGGGAUCCCCCCGGAUCCGGGACCACCGCCCCCCGCGAGCUCGCGCUGGGACUCCCGCCAAACAGAACUGCCCGGUGCGCCUCGGGCUGCGCGCAUCCCGGGUCCGAGCGCGCCGGGGGCGCCCGGAAGGGGGCCGCUUCUCCGCCCGUGCCCAUGUUUAUUUUUAAACUCUGCCCAGCGCGGACUCUGCUGUGAGUGAGGGUGUGCGGGAGCUCCCCGGAGGGAGAGCCGCCCCGCGCCCCGCGCCGAGGGGCUGCAGCUCCCACUGCGCUCCCCGCUCCACGCCUGCCCCCCGCGCACCGGCUCCCACUCACGCCCCCUCCGCUCGCUGCACACUUUUAUAACCGCGGGGACUCGGGGUGCAGCGCGGCCGCCGCCGUGGCCGGAGGACGGAUAUUUAUUUUUGCAUUGCGAUGGCGAUGGCUGGCGGCAUUCACUGAACGGUCUUCUUUUUACCUGGAUAUGUCUGUGAGGCUCCCGAACGGAGACGAAUAAAGUCCAUAUAUUUGCACAGUG